Canariomyces notabilis is the source of this 3779-nucleotide messenger RNA. RefSeq lists its product as uncharacterized. The transcript has a single exon. The coding region runs from base 330 to 3422 and encodes 1030 amino acids. The record is from RefSeq and is a predicted model, not a curated record. Lineage: Eukaryota; Fungi; Ascomycota; Sordariomycetes; Sordariales; Chaetomiaceae.
CCCACCUCAACCUAGCUUAACCUUUAGCCAUUGUGGUGUAAUUUCAUCCACCGCUGCCACUAAAUUGAGCAUCGCUAGUAACGGCGGUGAUCACCUCUAUCAUUCACAUAUUUCAGCCGAUCCGAGUGAACAGAGUCGAAACGGCCGAACCAACAAUUCGUGUCCAUUUUCUUCCGUUUCGUGCCCACUCACUUUGGAUCGAGACAUGUAACGUCCAUCCGGGAACUUGCAGCGACUACAUCGGGCCACUGCUCACUCGACCGCAAUUACGACUUCGCAACGAAAAAAUAGACUAAUCCCCCCAAAACAUUUAAGAGAGGGACAAAAAGAUGGCGCCACAAACAAGACGGCAAAAAGUUUACGAAUCGGCACCCGUGCCCCAGCAGGUCCAUUUCCCGGCUCGCCGUCGCGUCGUGCGCACUUAUGGUGCCCGCGGCACCAGGAGGUCCUUGCCUGCGGGAGGCCUAGCCGGGUUGCAAGCCGAGGUGGACGCGAGGAGGCGAUUGAGACAGCAGACGUUGACUCAGGUUGGGUAUGUGCGGAGCCAGGAGCUAGAAGAUGAAGAUUUAUUCGAGCAAGAGGAACGGCAGGAUAGCCCAGGAGAUACUGGGGAUGUGGAGGGGUCUAGCAUCCUGUUUCAGGAUGAUGAUGGGGUUGGUGAUGGGAAGGGAAAGAAGCCGAAGCAAGGACGGGCCGGGGCGAAAGCCUCAACCAAGGCGAAGGGGAGGAGACGAAAGACUAUGGGUGAUACGCCAGCCCAGCCGAGUUCCUCGUCGAGGUCAAGUUUCCAUACCCAGACACUAACACAGUUUCUGGGAGGGAGGGGAGAAAUUGACCGCGGAUUGAGAAUUGAAGGUGAAGGAGAGGAGGGUGAUGGUGAAAUGCUGCUGCCCUCAGGACGAACCCCGACGAAGCUUGCUAGCAGCAAGCGUCCAUCGCCCACCCAAGGCAUGGACCCGCACACCCCAAGCAACAAGCGCAUCAAGGUCAACCUCGACGAGGUCCCCUCCUCACAACCGACGCCUUUCACACCCAUGCUGGGAUACAGCCCGCUCCAUGCCGCCAGGUCGCCGCUCAAGGAGAAGUCUACGAAUGUGGAUGCGCCGCUCCCCACUCUAGAAACGGUUUCGAAACGGCCGAGGAACCUGGUCAUUCAGGAUAGCUAUAGCUCUGGAAGCAGCGCCGCCCUCCCUUCGUCAUCAUCGGUUGCCGCUGGCACAAGCCCCAAGGUGGAACAGCGGCCCAAGAGAGAGCCGUUAAGUGAGAUACCGGUGGCUAGUCUGGAGCUUGGGGUCUCUCCGCGGGAGGAGGUAGAGACACCGACAAGGAAUGGAGGCGCUAGGGGGAUAAGGGUGUUCACCGAAAUUCCGGAUUCUGAUGCCGAGCUGGAGAGUAACUGGUCGACGCCUUUCAAAGGGCUAUCUACACAGCAGACGCCAUCUAAGCGGAGAGAUGCCGAGGACUUCGUGAUAGCCAGCGACCCUAGCUCGACGCCACGAGGCGGAAUGGCUGGGGAGUCUGGGUCUCCAACCCAGACUGGCCCAGGGGCGCAUGAUGAGAGCGUCCCGAGCACGGGCAAGUCAAACAAGGAAAAUGAGCCGGGCCCUCUGAACCUGGAUGAUGAUGAGGAGUCGACUGCCAGUGAGGAGGAAGGCCCCGGAACCCCAACUCCGACAAUGCGAAAGACAAGGUCACAGGCGGCCAAGGCAAGUCAAAGGACUGGGAAUACUGGAUCUCAGUCUCGGAUCGCAUCGUCCCAAUCGCUUGGAGGGACAAGUAAACCGACCAAUCAUGGUUCGAACAAGGAUAUUGCGACCGGAAAUCCCUUCCUCAACGAAGAGAAAGCACCCAGCUCUCCGACAGCAGCGACUAGGAAAUCCAGGUCGCAACGCCGCACAAGUGUCGCUAGUGCAGAUGGACGAAAUACCAAGUCCACCCCCAAACCUCAGGAUUUAGAAGAGAUGACAGCCAGCGAGGAUGAAGGUCGUACCGUACCAACUCAGAUCCUUCCAAAACCGGCGGGGCGGAAAGCUUCACCAGCGCGGGAGGUCACUCGGAACAAUUGCAAGGCAACACCUGAAGUCUUGACGUCGGAAUCAUCAGCAACAGGAAAUGAACAUGGCACGCCAACACCCCUAGCACGUAAGGUUCGAAUUGAAGUCCCACCGUCUCCUGACACCGAGGAGGUCUACAAAGAAACGCCCAGAAAGCCAGCCAAGAAAUCCUCGCCGAUUCUCCAGCGCCACACCCAGGGCCGAUCCCAGUUCUACAGUCAAGGCCUUGAGAGCCAACGGGUGCCCAUGGAAGUCAUCCGCUCGCUCGGCCCGCAGACAGACCGCUCAGACAUCCUCAUCUCGAUUGGCCCGGAGAUUGUCGAUCAAAUCGUUGAAGGCACCAGGGACCAUGAGUUCCGCUCGUACAAGUUCCCCAUCCAGGUCCUACGCUGCUGGAUCUACGUCACGGAUCCAGUAAACGAGGUGAAAUACAUGGCUACGCUCGGCCCGGCCAAAAUGCCAGGACAGAUUGACAGCGCCAGCGGCCUGGGCAACGCCCAAUUCAACGCUGGCACGUCCAACUGCAACUUCGCGUACGAGCUGCUGCAGGUGUACCAGCUGAACAACCCCGUUCCGCUGGCCGACAUGCCCGACAACGGGUUGGGCAACGGCCCGCCGGACAGAUAUCGUUACCUACCGCCGGCUAUUGUGGGACAGCUGAUGGCCAACUUGCGGUGCGCGCUGUUUGCCGAGGGGGAUGAAGAGGAGGCGGGUGCCACGACGUCGCAGGAACUGGAGGAGCAGCUACGCAGCGAUAUCAUCCAGUCGACGCAGAUGUGGUAUCCUCAUGAAGAGGAAGAGGAAGAGGUGAUUCCUGCGAGUCAGGACCGGCCGACGUCAUCACGCCGGGCCGGCCCCUCCGGCGGCAUUUCCAAAUCACCCGCAAAAGACGCGGACGUGUUUGCCCGCCCCUCAGCACCGCCGGUCCGGGCGAGCCAACGCAUCCGCAACCAGCGCCAAAGCCAACGCCAGAGCCAGCAUUCAAUGGGGCUCCGGGCCAACUUUGUCCGGCCCUCUCAAGCCACAACAGCAAGCGACCUCUCGUCUAGCCCGCCCGCUACUGGGCGGCCUUCUUACUCUUCCCCCGAGAAGCAGCAGUCGUCUUAUUCCUCUUCUUCUGUGAUGGCGUUGUCGGUGCCUAGGCCGCCGUUUAGUCAGCCGUCGCUGCCGGAUCUGCUGCUGGAUGUGAUGCGUGAGGACGAGGAUGGAAGCCUGAUUCGGCUGCCUCCUCCCACUGCGGGAUCGUCGUCGCAGGCGGUUCUCUUGCCGCCGGACAGUUUGUUGGUGGAGGAUGAGGAGGUGAGGCAGCCGCCGCCUGUUGUUAUUUGGGAUUCUGAGGAGGAUGAGGAGGAGGAGGACGCAGCGUAGUCGGGUGUAUUCACAAGAUCCGUGGUUUGCGGUGGAGGUCUGGGAUUGAGUGUGUUUCUAGCAAAGAGGCUACGGGAUUGCACUGGUUCACAUACGGUUAUUCCGCUGGGAAGGCGUUGCGUGGGUAGCAUACGGAUUGUCUAGGAACUCAGAUCAGGCUACGGGAAUGCCUCUGGCAUGGGAGGUGUUAUACCGGUACUGGCAUCGCAGAGAGAUGUUUCAUUUACCGAGCGGACUGUUUACUCUAUGAUGGGAAAGCGUUUGCACGUUACGUCUUGCGGUAUCAAUUAGGACAGAACCUUCAAGAGGAGGAGCAGAAAAUAAAGCGAGAGACUGUCAAUAAACACCGAAUCGGGC